AGCAGAGAACGUGUACGGACUAAGAACAAUUAUUUAACAUGCUGUUAUCUAGAGUAAUAAAAUAAAUAUAUAUAAACACUGAAUUAUCGAAUUUGUCGGGGUGACAUUGUCUAGUGGUUGUGGUCGGGAUAAAGUGCCUAACGUCCUUUCGAUUAUAUUGAUAAGUACAUAGAAAUAGAAGUUUUUAUAUUGAAGUUAUAGUGAAUAGCAUCGGUUUGUGGUUCCAAAGCAGAAUUGUGAAUAAAUUUAAACAACUUUAAAAAAACAUAAAAUGAGAAGUUUUACAAAAAGGCAGUGGUUGACAUUAAUUGCAUUCAGUAUAGCAGACUUUUUUAAUGCUAUUUGUGUUUCACUGCAGGCACCUUUUUAUCCUCAAGAGGCCGAAAGAAAAGGGUGCACAGCCACUGAAUAUGGAUUAGUAUUUGGAAUAUUCGAACUAGUCGUAUUUCUAGUCAGUCCGUUGUACGGGCAACAUUUAAACAAAAUAGGCCCCAAAAUAACCUUUAAUGGGGGUAUUUACACCACAGGAAUUUGUGCUAUACUUUUUGGACUUCUGGACAAAGUUGAUGGUCACUACCCCUUCAUCGCACUAAGCUUCAUUAUAAGAAUUAUUGAGGCUUUAGGAAAUGCGGCGUUUCUUACAGCAUCAUUCGCUAUCAUCGCAAAAGAGUUUCCAGACAACGUUGCAACGACGUUUGCCUCCUUGGAAACCUUCUUUGGAUUGGGUUUAAUAGUUGGCCCAACGGUUGGUGGAGCAUUGUUUCAAAUUGGAGGAUAUACAAUGCCUUUUGCUGUUAUGGGCACUGUACUGUUUAUGGCUGCUAUUUUUACAGCAGUUGUUUUACCUAGUCACAGCGAACCCGGUGAAGACAGAGAAACUGGACCAUCGAUAUUCAAAGUUUUGAAGAUUCCCGGCGUUCUUCUGGCAACCUUUAGCAUAGUAGUUACCAGUAUGUCGAUUGGCUUUCUGCAAGCCACCCUCGAGCCUCACCUUCGCCAGUUCAACUUAUCUCCCGUAGUAUUAGGACUCAUGUUCAUUAUAAACGGAGGCACAUACGCAAUAACAGCCCCCGGGUUCGGAUGGUUUUGUGAUAAAGUAUGCGCGCCGAAAGUAAUUACUGUAAUAGGAGCAUGCUUCGUUUGUGCAGGAUUUUCCCUUGUUGGGCCAGCUCCGUUCAUACCUUGUGAAACGAUGUUAUGGGUCACGAUUCUGGGACUUAUUCUUCACGGACUUGGAAUGGCUGCUCAACUGGUUGCGUCGUUUACAGACGCUCUAAGAACAAGUGUGGCAUAUGGUUUUCACAACAAUUUGGAAACCUUCGCGUUAAUAUCUGCUCUUUGGACUAGCUCGUUUGCUUUGGGAGCAUUCAUUGGACCGUCAAUAAGCGGUAUACUUUAUGAUAACGUUGGAUUCCGAAAUGGGAGUAUGUUCAUUUUUGCUUUACAUGCCUUCCUUGCCGUUUUUGUAACUGUAUAUUUAUUCUGCAACAAACCGUUACCGGCUUAUGCCGAACUUAAAGAUGAGAAGAUUCCCAAUGGUGAUGUUUCAACCACCGUGAACAAGCUUUCGUAUUCGGGGCUCACAGAAAGCGCAAAGAGCAUUAGAAGCGUGGGCAAUGGCAUAUCAAUAGAAAAAAGUCGUCCCGCGGGCAUGAACAGUCUGAUAGCGUGCAACAGCUACAAGAGCCAAGCGUGGCCCAAACGCGACGUAGACGCCGGUCUCCGACUUGGAAAGUACAGUCACAGUUAUGGAUCGGUAAUGAGCAACAGAAAUGGAUAUCUAGAAGGAAUGGCAUAACAUUAG
Messenger RNA from Agrilus planipennis (emerald ash borer), 1804 nucleotides. Its product is annotated as MFS-type transporter SLC18B1-like. Gene Ontology annotation, biological process: transmembrane transport. Bases 272 to 1798 code for a protein of 508 amino acids. Gene Ontology annotation, molecular function: transmembrane transporter activity. NCBI's taxonomy places the organism in Eukaryota, Metazoa, Arthropoda, Insecta, Coleoptera, Buprestidae. The transcript is spliced from 8 exons. The record is from RefSeq and is a predicted model, not a curated record.